AUGGACGCUGCAGGGAACGACGCCUUGGCUGAGGGCCGGCGCAUCUACUUAGGCAAUCUCCACUACGUCCUCAAGUCGCAGGACAUUGAGGAGUUUCUGCUCCAGAAUGGCUUCGACGACAUUGAGAACAUCCACGUCUCUGUCGACCCCGUCAGCGCUCGCAACCCGGGCUACUGCUUUGUGGACUUUGCCGAGCGGGCCACCGCUGAGCGAGCUCUGACUGAUCUCAGGGCAAGUCUCCGUGGCCGUGAGGUCAAGGUCGGUCCAUGCGAGCCUAGGAAGAAGCGCAAUGGAGACGGCCGGUCUACCUUCCAGCGCGGGGGUGACUGGAGAUCCCCCUCUGGCGACGAUGGCCAGCAGCAGUUCCAGAGCGAGCCUAGGGAGCAGAGGCCCCGAAGAGACUUCAACCGCUCCGACGAGGUGGCCGAUGAGUCUCAGGGAAAGCGACUGUACGUUGGAGGACUGGCCAAGAACCUGGACCAGGAGCAGAACAACCAGGAGGUUAUGGACAUUUUCACUGGAUUCAACCCCUCAUACAUUGGCAAGCGCAUCACCCCCCAUGAGAGCACUCGCAGCCCCGCUGGAACCUACUACUACUGCUUCGUGGACUUUGAGACCAAAGAAGAGGCCGAGGCCGCCAUGCAGGCCCUGGAUGGUGCCCAGUACGACGGAGGCGUGCUCAAGGUCUCCCUGGCCAAGAGGACGGACAGACAGUCCACCCGCCCCAAUGCGACAUCAGACCGCAACAACGGCGGCCAGGGACGCGGAUGGCGAUCCUCCAACACCCCCCGAACUGAGGGCGGAGCACCGCCACCGGCCAGAGCCAUGGGAUCCAACAACUGGCGCCAGAGGACCGCCGAGUAG
This is a messenger RNA of Trichoderma breve, 864 nucleotides long. RefSeq names its product RNA recognition motif domain-containing protein. The transcript is spliced from 3 exons. The record is from RefSeq and is a predicted model, not a curated record. Gene Ontology annotation, cellular component: cytosol. Bases 1 to 864 code for a protein of 287 amino acids. Lineage: Eukaryota; Fungi; Ascomycota; Sordariomycetes; Hypocreales; Hypocreaceae. Gene Ontology annotation, molecular function: mRNA binding.